Quercus robur (English oak) is the source of this 1725-nucleotide messenger RNA. RefSeq lists its product as uncharacterized. The coding region runs from base 112 to 1449 and encodes 445 amino acids. The record is from RefSeq and is a predicted model, not a curated record. The transcript has 7 exons. Gene Ontology annotation, cellular component: chloroplast envelope; chloroplast thylakoid membrane. Lineage: Eukaryota; Viridiplantae; Streptophyta; Magnoliopsida; Fagales; Fagaceae.
UUUCUUCUACAUUGUUGAAAGUUUCAGUAUGAACUACGAAUAACAUUUGGUAAUUGUUAUCUACAAGCUUCAUAGCUAGUCCAAGCAAAGCAGCUGUACUGUACAUCAACCAUGAGCGGGAGCAUGAGCAACUUUCUGGGAUUGGAGCUUUCACUCGCACCCAAACCCUCUUUCUUCAACAACACCCAUAUCAUAAAUUCCUUCCCUUUCACUGAAUUCCUAUCCCCAACUCCAACCUCUCUUUUCCCACUCUCCAAACACACCUCUAACUCCAACUCCAGCUACAAAAGGAGAAGUAUUACAACUCACAGCUUCAAAUCCCACACUGCCCAUCUCAACUCCACAAGCACAACCAGUGUUCAAGCCAGUGAUACAGCCACUGCUCAAGUGCAAGAGCAGGUAGAGGUUGAGGUUGCUGAGGGUUAUACUUUAACUCAAUUCAUUGAUAAGAUUAUUGAGGUCUUUCUGAAGGAGAAGCCACAAUCAAAGGAAUGGAGGAAGUAUUUGGUGUUCAGGGAGGAGUGGGAAAAGUAUAGGGAAACCUUCUACAAUCGGUGUCGUUCACGGGCAGAUGCAGAAGGCGACCCUACUAUGAAGCAAAAAUUGAUUUCACUAGGAAGAAAAGUGAAGAAGAUUGAUGAUGAAAUGGAAGGUCAUAGUGAACUUCUGAAGGAGAUCCAAGACAGCCCAACUGACAUUAAUGCCAUUGUUGCACGGCGGCGCAAAGACUUCACAGGGGAAUUUUUUCGCUACCUCACUCUACUGUCGGAGACUCACGACAGUCUGGAGGACCGUGAUGCCGUGGCAAGACUGGGGGCCAGAUGCUUGUCUGCUGUCAGUGCUUAUGAUAAUACGCUGGAUUAUGUGGAUACAUUAGAGGUUGCUCAGGCCAAAUUUGAUGAUAUCCUUGACUCUCCUUCAGUGGAUGCGGCAUGUGAGAAGAUUAAAAGCCUUGCCAAAGCAAAGGAACUAGAUUCCUCAUUGAUCUUGUUGAUAAACAGUGCUUGGGCUUCUGCAAAAGAAUCCACAACUAUGAAAGAUGAGGUCAAAGAUAUAAUGUAUCGUUUAUAUAAGGCAACAAAGAGCAGUCUUAGGAGCAUUGCGCCAAAAGAAAUAAAGCUACUUAAGCAUUUGCUGAACAUCACUGAUCCUGAAGAGCGAUUCUCGGCAUUGGCAACUGCUUUCUCUCCGGGUGAUGAACAUGAAGCAAAGGACCCUAAUGCUCUUUACACUACUCCCAAAGAGCUGCACAAAUGGAUUAAGAUCAUGCUUGAUGCUUACAAUCUUAGUAAGGAAGACACUGACAUUAGAGAAGUCAAACACUUGACUCAGCCUGUGGUUAUACAGAGGUUGUUCAUCCUCAAGGAAACUAUAGAAGAAGAAUACUUGGAAUCUAGCAAGUUUCAAGACUCUAAAACAGAAGGGGCCACUAAAUCAGAGGAGUUGUGAGGUUCUGCUCUUUUUGAUCCACAGCACUACUGUUAGCUAUCACAUUCAUUCUACAAAUGAAAUUGCAAGUUUGCUCUGAAGCUUUGAGUUGUAAACCGUCAAUGUUGUGUGAAAGUUUCUAUCUUUUUCUUAGACUUUUCUAAAUUGAGAGAAAAAUGGGAGUAAGGGAGAAGUGGAAGCUGGAGCCGGAGGGGAUGUUGGGAGCUGAUGUGUUGUGGUACGCUUAAUUGAGGAUUCUUCAUCUAUGUCAAUAUAAUAUCUAGAAGUUAAAAUGUA